GAACCAGUAAUCCCGGCUUCGUCUUGGGAUGAAUUUGUGAAUGCCGCGGAAGCCGGUGAUAUUGAGGCAUUGACUCGCUCUGUGAUGGAACUACCUUACCCGAAUCGCGAUACCCUCGCAUUUCUCUGUGCCCAUUUCCAACUGGUCUGUGAAAAUAGUACACUAAACAAGAUGACUCCAAAAGUUUUGGCCCGUUGUAUUGCUCCAACAAUUGUCGGCCAUGUAUCUGCACGACCACUAAGUAUGACACAAAAGACUGAUGAAGUGGCAAAACAGAUUGCGGUGGUAUUGGCUCUACUGGACUUACCACGCGACUACUGGCAACAGUUUUAUGACUUUGACAAAGAAAGACCGUUGCUGAAGAGUCCGACGAGGUAUUCUCCAUUUAUUGAAAAUUUUGCAAACAGAAUAGGUCAACGUAGGCGAAGGAGAUGA
Molecule: messenger RNA, 435 nt
Organism: Gongylonema pulchrum
Lineage: Eukaryota; Metazoa; Nematoda; Chromadorea; Rhabditida; Gongylonematidae
Source: the annotation of a GenBank genome assembly